Molecule: messenger RNA, 1147 nt
Organism: Vespa mandarinia (Asian giant hornet)
Lineage: Eukaryota; Metazoa; Arthropoda; Insecta; Hymenoptera; Vespidae
Source: RefSeq, a predicted model, not a curated record
GGUGUCUGCAAAACGUACGUGGCUAGCCUGAUGAAAGAUCAAGGAAGAGCUCUAGCCUAGUGCAUUCGAGCUGUUUCUGGAAACUCACCAUUUCUUCGACAGGAUUGUCCAUCUUGUUGAAGAUGAAAACCGGCUCUGCAGUAACACUCGUAACUACCAGGUCAAUCAGGAACAACGAAACCAGUUCCAUAGGCGGGUUCAGGAUACUUUCAGGAGAACGUACUCAAGAGAAGACAAAGAAUCUCGAGCUUUUUCUUGCAUCAUAGUUAGUUCGUGUGUGGGAGCCUGCAAGAAUUUCUCACGCGUUCCACCGACGCAGUCCUCAACGUGUCACCGUUCACGGCCAUUCUAUGUUUCGGCUAGUCGAUCGACCUCUCAGUUUCAGGCAGCGCGCCAGCGAGUGGAUAUAUAAGAUGUUAUUCCUCUGGUCGAAGGAACCGGCGGCAGAUCCUAGGACCAGUCCGUGGUUCGCUUGGUUCGCUACCGCGGUAAUACUCUGGCGUUGCAGAAGACGAAUUACAAAAGCUAUUUUGGCAGUAUCACCGUUUAGACUGUUAAAAAGACGGAUGUUGGUUGCGUUACUGAAAGGAAAAACUUCGUCAGUGGUAAUGAAGCCAAUGAGGACAACAACGAUGACGAAUAUGGCGACGGCAACGACGACAGCGACGGCGACAACGAUGACGACAACCAAAAUGAAACAGCAACAGUUGCAAUUAAAACAGCAACACGGUAUUUUGUUAGGUCAUUAUUGUAAUCGACAGCUACAACAACUACAAGAACACAAUUGCAAGACUACAACCGGUAUCAAGACUCGGGUAAAACGAUUGUGUACAGGCGAUGGUCCACACGUCUCGCCAUCCUCGUCCUCGACCCAAACGAAUCAUCAGAUCAAUUAUAGAGUAACCAGAAGCGGCAGAAUUUAUGGGAAAUAUCAUAAUAGAAUUGUUUCGACGGAACUUCGAUGAUCAGAACGAUCAUUGAUCAUUUUCUUGUUCGUUCGUUUACUUUCUUCCUCAUCGUAGUUUCUCCUUAACGUGCUAAUCGUCAACAUAUAUGUGUACAUAUAAAGCGUAUCACUAUUCUCUUAAGCUUGUGUAAUCCUUUGUUUGAAACUAUAAGAAUUUCUAAACACCGAUUAUGAAUAUAA